AUGGACGGUCUGCAAGGCACGUUGCGCGAUGAACAAUCUCUCCCGUGUCAGUGCCUCCCACACACUCCACGCACCUGCCGCUUACAAGCUGAAAAUCAGUCUCGCGCUCAACCAUCUUCUCCCUUCCUCCCUUCCUCACUACCUCCCUCCCUCCCUCCCUUACUCUCUCCCUCCGUCCCUCCUUUCCUCCCUUCCCCGCUCCCUCCCUCCAUCCCUCCCUCCCUCCCUCCCUUCCACACUCCCUCCCUCCCUCCCUCCCUCCCUCUCCCCCUCUCUCCCUACCUUCCUGCCUCCCUCCCUCCCUCUCUUCCUCCCUCCCUCCCACCCUCACUCCCUCCCACCCUCCUUUCCUCCCGCCCAUCCUCCCACUCUCUCUUCACGCACCUGCAGCAGCACGGAAUGACAGCCAGGCGUCAGGCACUCCCCAACGCCCACGCCCACACCCACAGCAGCCCCAGGAGUGGCUCCAUUGGGGCUAGUCCUGAGCCAUCCCUUCAGAAGCGCAACAGUGCUGAGCCAUCCCUUCAGGAGCGCAUCAGUGCUGAGCCAUCCCUUCAGGAGUGCAUCAGUGCUGAGCCAUCUCUUCAGGAGCGCAUCAGUGCUGAGCCAUCCCUUCAGGAGCGCAUCAGUGCUGGGCCAUCCCUUCAGGAGCGCAUCAGUGCUGAGCCAUCGCUUCAGGAGCGCAUCAGUGCUUAG
Molecule: messenger RNA, 696 nt
Organism: Closterium sp. Yama58-4
Lineage: Eukaryota; Viridiplantae; Streptophyta; Zygnematophyceae; Desmidiales; Closteriaceae
Source: the annotation of a GenBank genome assembly